Messenger RNA from Laccaria bicolor S238N-H82, 933 nucleotides. RefSeq lists its product as uncharacterized. The transcript has 3 exons. The record is from RefSeq and is a predicted model, not a curated record. Bases 1 to 933 code for a protein of 310 amino acids. NCBI's taxonomy places the organism in Eukaryota, Fungi, Basidiomycota, Agaricomycetes, Agaricales, Hydnangiaceae.
AUGUAUGGAAAGCCCUUUCCUAAUUCGAAAACAUACGAGUCGUUAUUUAGAGCGUCUGGAUUUAUCGGUCUUCCCGUUGCUCAGGCGUUCGUCCGUGCAGGACACGUCGUCUAUGGCCUUACCCGCUCCCAAGCCAAAGCAAAACUGUUUUCUGUCGAAGAAAUCAUCCCAGUUAUCGGUGAACUCGACAAGCCUGAGUCCUGGCUCCAACUCAUCCCUACCCUUGACGGCGUCAUCGACUUGGUAGGAGGUUCGGCAGACAUCCGAACCCUCUCUAAAGCUCUCCUCGAAACCAUCUCCAAUGCCGCCAAGUCCACUCGUCCUGCAUACGCCCCAAAGCUGACGUACAUCUACACGUCCGGAACGUGGGUGCACGGCGAGGACCGCGUUAAUCUCGUCACUGACUCUACCCCAUGUAACAAUCCUGCUGAACUCGUGGCGUGGCGAGUUGAACAGGAGCAGAGGGUCAUCAAGGACCCAGUUCUCAAUGGCAUUGUCAUUCGACCUGCUUUGUUAUAUGGCAAAUCAGGGUCGCUUUUUACACCACUGUUCAAGUCGGCGAGUGAGGGCAAGGUUGCAUGGUACGGAAGGCCAGGUGGACGAUACGCACUCAUCCACUGCGACGAUGCUGCGGAUCUGUUCCUGAGAGCAGCUGAGAAGGCGCAAAUCAUUGGUGGGAAUAUCUUUGAUGGCGCUAACGAGAUAACAGAGUCUGUGGACGAUUUUUUGCAAAGGUUGGUGGAGGUUUCGGGUGCCAAGGGACCAUAUGAGUAUAUCCCACCUUCAAACCUGUAUGAGACUGCUCUCUCGACUACGUCCCUUAUACGCCCAUACCUUGCUCGUGCCCUUCUUGGAUGGCGACCUUUAAAAGCGGGUUUAACUGAUGGACUGCCCACUUACUAUGCCGCGUAUUUAGCUUCCACGGCGCAGUAA